Molecule: messenger RNA, 2030 nt
Organism: Brassica oleracea var. oleracea
Lineage: Eukaryota; Viridiplantae; Streptophyta; Magnoliopsida; Brassicales; Brassicaceae
Product: pentatricopeptide repeat-containing protein At5g15340, mitochondrial
Exons: 1
Coding region: 113-1954 (613 amino acids)
Biological process (GO): RNA modification
Molecular function (GO): protein binding; zinc ion binding; RNA binding
Source: RefSeq, a predicted model, not a curated record
UGAACAGAAGACCAAAAGGUCGAACCGUUGUCUGCAAAGAUUCCAUCAGUUGCUGGAAUUGAGAGGCUAGAAAAUUAAAAAAAAAACGAACAUUUGAUCAUUUUAUUACCUUAUGAAAUGCUUAUCGAAUCAAAAAGUUCGUCUCAUUCUCCGACAGUGUGCGCAGCACCGCUCGUUGCUCCGUUCCGGCAAGGAGCUGCACGGCGUUUUGACUACUUCUGGAAUGAAGAAAGCUCCGAGGUCUUACCUUAGCAACUCGCUCUUUCAGUUCUACGCUGCGUCCGGUGAUACGGUUACUGCUCAGAAGGUGUUCGACGAAAUUCCUCUUACAGAAAAAGACAAUGUGGAUUGGACCACUUUGCUGUCCUCCCUUUCCCGGUGCGGAUACUUGGUUGAUUCUAUGAAGCUCUUCGUGGAGAUGAGAAGGAAAAGAGUAGAGAUCGAUGACGUGGCUGCAGUCUGCUUGUUCGGCGUGUGUGCCAAGUUAGAGGAUCUUGGGUUCGGUGAACAAGGACAUGGGUUUGCUGUAAAGAUGGGACUUUUGAAUAAUGUAAAGGUUUGUAAUGCUUUAAUGGAUAUGUAUGGGAAAUGUGGGUUUGUGGGUGAAGUCAGACGCUUAUUCGAGACGUUAGAGGAGAAGAGUGUUGUCUCAUGGACGGUGGUUUUGGACGCGGUUGUGAAAUGGGAAGGGUUGGAGAAUGGAAGAGAGGUUUUCGAUGGAAUGCCUGAGAGGAACGCUGUUGCUUGGACGGUUAUGGUUGCUGGGUAUGUGGGAGGUGGGUUUACAGGUGAAGCAUUGGAGCUUCUGGAGGAGAUGGUGUUUAAAUGUGGGUAUGGUUUGAAUUUCGUCACCCUUUGCUCGGUGCUAUCGGCUUGUGCGCGAUCAGGAAACCUGGUUAUCGGAAGAUGGGUUCAUGUUUAUGCGUUGAAGAGUUGUAAUGAUCAUGUCAUGGUGGGAACGGCAUUGGUUGAUAUGUAUGCCAAAUGCGGAGACAUAGACUCUUCCAUUAAAGUCUUCAGAUCUAUGCGGAAGAGGAAUGUGGUGACGUGGAACGCUUUGUUUAGUGGGUUAGCGAUGCACGGGAAAGGUAAGACGGUGAUUGACAUGUUCCAAGAGAUGGUAAGAGAGGUGAAGCGGCCAGAUAACUUAACUUUCAGUGCUGUCUUAAGUGCUUGCAGCCACUCCGGGUUGGUAGAAGAGGGGUGGCAGUGUUUCCACAGGCUUAGAUCCCAUGGUUUGGAACCUAAGGUUGAACAUUACGCAUGUAUGGUUGAUCUUUUGGGGCGAGCUGGUCGUGUUGAAGAAGCAGAGAUGUUGAUGAGGGGAAUGACAGUGCCUCCGAAUGAAGUCGUCCUCGGUUCGCUUCUAGGCUCGUGUAGCGUCCAUGGGAAGCUGGAGAUAGCCGAACGGGUUAAAAGAGAGCUUGUUGAGAUGAGUCCAGGCAACAUGGGAUACCAAAUAGUUUUAUCCAACAUGUACGCUGCAGAAGGAAGGAGUGACGUUGUAGAUAGGUUAAGAGGAAGUAUGAGAAACAGAGGAAUCAGGAAAACACCUGGUAUGAGUUCCAUUCACUUGAACGGCUCGGUUCAUCGGUUUAUCGCGGGAGAUAGAUCACACCCGAGAACGAAAGAGAUUUACUUGAAGUUGAAUGAAGUGAUUGAACGGAUUAGAUCAGGUGGUUAUGUCCCUCAUGUUUCUCCCUCCGAGGUUGACUUGGAGGACAAAGAGCAGGCUUUGAGCUGCCACAGUGAGAAACUUGCAGUCUGUUUCGGGCUUCUGGUAACUAAACCGAGGACAACUCUUUAUGUAUUCAAGAAUCUGAGGAUAUGUCAGGAUUGUCAUUCAGCUAUGAAGAUUAUAUCAAUGGUUUAUGACCGAGAAAUCAUCGUCAGAGAUAGAAAUAGAUUUCAUCAGUUCAAAAGAGGCUCUUGUUCUUGUUCCGAUUACUGGUGAACAUAUCAAACGGCUGUACAAUGUAUCGAUUCUUGAUUGUAAACCAAUUUGCAAAAUGAGACAAGGUUGAGACAAU